AUGCUUGAACAGCCGCAAGUGUGCCCCGCGCUGCCGAGCUUCGCGGUGGCGCUGUCUGCCGCACUGGUUGGCCGCAAGAACCUCGUCUGUCUCGCAGACGACGCUUCCACAGUCGUUGAAACGCUCCAGAAACAAGACUUGCCGUUCGCCGUGUGGGAGAAUUACGAAACCGUAAGUGGAACGCCCUUGCCUGCUGACUCUCAAGUCCUGGUACUUCCGAACGCCGACAGAAUGCUCCAGCUGGACCAGGACCGACUGGCCAAAUACUUGCAAGAAGCGCGCGCUACCCGCGCGCCCUUUUUCGUCGCCAUCGCAACCGUCUCGCAAGAAUUCGUCCCCUACCGCCAUUUCACGUCCUACCUAAAACGCCAAUUUUGGUUUGCAUGCGCUGCGCCCGACGCAAACGACACCACAGACGUGAUCCCCGACAGGUCGCUGCCCGCACUGCUGCAGCGGCGCGCCGCCGCCGCCGCCGUUCACGUGCACACCCUCAUACGCAGAAACAUCCUGGACGUCAUUAUCCAUAUCCGCGUGCACAGGCUCGCACAGCAGGCCUCCGGCGGCGGCUGUUCCACAGUCGCGCUGCGCAAUGUGUACGAGCUAUGCCAGGUACUCGAGUCCGGUUUCGGUCGGUCCUACGUUGUCCCCGCCACGGUCAAACUCGCGGCCUUCUUGUAUUUCCCGUUCCACAUCGACCUCAUCGACGACCCGGCAGAAGACAUCUCACUGCUGUACGGCAGCGACCCGCACCUGGUCGCAGAAGUCCUCGACAAGCUGCAGCGGUUCUCCAUCCAAAGAACUCACGAAACCCAAUAUCCAUUCUACUUGCAGUAUUUGUUACUCCAGGACGUGCUUGCCAAUGUCGUGCCUGCCAUCUGA
Molecule: messenger RNA, 879 nt
Organism: Lachancea mirantina
Lineage: Eukaryota; Fungi; Ascomycota; Saccharomycetes; Saccharomycetales; Saccharomycetaceae
Source: the annotation of a GenBank genome assembly